UAGAGCUGAAGUAUAGGUAAGUUUAUGACACAAUCUUAAAGUCAGAUGUUUUGCAAUAAGUACACAAUAAUGCAUGUAGAACAUGACUGUAUUUCAAUUUGGAAGAAAAUAUUAAACAGAACCCGAAAUCAUUGUGUAUAUUGAUAUAUUAAAACUAGACAUGCUUGUAUAAAUUGACAAUACCAACCAAAGCAAUUUAAAAAUGGAAUUUGAGUUUUACCAUAUAUUUUCAGAAAAGGUUACUGGUAGAAACCAAUCAUGGCUGUGCGCAUGUUUAACACGUAUUCCGUAUUUGUCGGUCACAUUCAUCCGGACACUAAAAGGCAACAACUUAAAGAACUUUUUGACGCCUGCGGCGAAAUUAUUGACAUAGUGAUCCUUAGUAAACCAGAGACACUAUACAACUAUGGGUUUGUGCGGUACUCCACUCCUGAAGCAGUAUUGCGUGCCGUUGGCGAGCUCAGUGGCUGGGUACUUAAUAGUAUUCCACUUGUCGUUGACAUUUCCAAGGAUACUGCAGAUCGAAUCUCCAGAGAGAAGUCUGGCAUAGUUAGACCUAAAGAAAGAAGGCUGGGUAAGACAGAGCCCCCGAGGCAGUCGCAGGGCAGGUUGUUUGUGGAAGAUACCAUGUACCUGACCCGACUUCAAGAAGCAUGCAUCGCUCAGAAUCUGGAGCAUAACAACACCGGCCAGAUACAAACAGGGCGCUUCCUUGAAUCCAUAGAACGUCACCGUGCAGAGAGAUUUCCUACAGUCUGGGGCACGAUAGCUGAUAACUCCGGCUUCAAAGACAUUUCUCGUAGAAUAUUUGAGAAGUGUAUAUCUGCUGGGGGAGUGGGCGGGGCUAGCUAUGGGGAAGAGAGACAGGCGGAGUACAUGUCCGCCCUUCAGACAAUCAUGGCGGAGAUCAACUCUGUACUACAGCAAUCAAAUCCAGUUAAAACAGUGGGUGACAGUGAUAACAGCAAUCAGGCGAAGGACCACAAUGAUCAAAUACCCAAUCAGUGUGAUAAAAACAUAAAGACAGCCAAUAAUUCUCAAGAACCUGUAAAAUGCAUUGAUGUGAUUAGAGAUGGUUUGGCAAAGUCUCAGUCUCCGGGAAGCGUCCAAGAUCAAACAGUACCAAGGACAAAGAGUGCUUCUGAAAUGGUUGGUGGAAGUGGAACUGUGUUUAAACCUGAUGAAAUAGGCCAAAGCAGACAGAUUUCUGCCACUGGUUGCUCAGAUUUGGAGAACAGUUAUGCUAGGCAGAAGCUAAGAAGUGAAGAGGUUAAAUCAGCAUCUUUCUCUAGUGGAACCAGCAGUAAUAGCCUCAGAAUGACAAAGGAAACGCCUCACAAACAUGUGGAAAAUCAAGCUGUUAUGACAAACAUGGUAUCCGAGGCUCUGGAUGUAAGUGAUCCUGCUAUUGUGGACUUCCAUGUGUCUCCUGUAAGAAUCGACUCAGAAAGGGCAGAUAUUAGAGCCAGAGAAAAAGAUCAUCUCGAAAAUCUGUUUGCGAAACUCAGUCCUAAGCAGCCAUUAGAUAAAACUAAGUGUACUUCAUAUGAUAGUAAUGUGCCUGUAAAAACAGAGUCAGGGUAUUAUGUUGGUAUUCAGAAUGGACAAACUGAGAGGUCUGAUUCCCGCGGAUCAACCACUUCAGAGGAUUCUACAGAGGGUAACAUUAUUGCCGAUUCAGGUGUGGAGUCUGACUUCUUGAGUAAUAGAAGCAAUCUAGGUGCUCGAAGCAAAGUUCCGGAUGAUUGUAUCAUGGCGUCCAGAGCAUUUCAGGAGGAGCGUGUAGCUGGUGGAAUGAGCCACGGUAGGCGGCGCUUUAUGCCAGGGGGUGAAUCUCAACAGUUACGGCCUGUUCCGCUGGAGAUCAACAUGAAGGGUGUAGAGUUGCCUAUUCAAUUGUUGGGUAGAGGUCGAAGUGUUAACAGUGUAGCAGAAAAGACCUUCUCUCCGAUUGUUGGAUCUCAGGCAAAGAAAAAUGACAGGGUGACAAGUGCUGGGCGAGGUUGGAACAACGCUGGGGCAUCCAGUGGCCUGGGCUACCAGUGGGAGCUGACUAAGGGGACCACAGGGGUUGGAAGGGGAAACUUUGGGUGAUAACAGCUGAUUAUUGAUUAACAUCAGUAUCCUACAUAUACAAACAGAAUCUCUGUACACUUUCACUACAGUGUUAUUUGAACUUUGAGAAACCUUGCUGUUACAGAAAUGCAUGGUUGACUCACAUGUCCGUCAAUUUAUAAAAAAAAAGAAAAAUUGUUGACCGAUUAUCGAUAUGUUAUAACACUGUAAGUUUUGUGUCAAUUCCAUGAUCUCAUGUUUUUUCUCUUUUUAUACAUGAACACGAAGUGACUUAGACAUGUGUUAGUAAUUUGCAAGUAAAUGUUGUCUAUUUUUAUAUACAAUUAAUAUAUGUAGAAAUACAAAAGGGGUAAAAAUACAGUAUUGGUAGAAGCGUUGAACAAAGAUGCAGAACAGCAUACAAUUACAUGUGUACUUAAUUGGUCAGGUAUCUAGCCUUUAAAUAGUGGAUUAACUUUUAUGGUGCUAAAGAUAAUUGCGCAAUAUGUUAAAGGUGCUCAUUUUACAAUUUUGCUUUCUAAUAACUGUUACUUGUUAAAAAUGUUGUGGUCCAAAUAUUAUUAUGGCAUUAUUGAAAAUUUCUUUUUCUAAACUAUUUUAUAGAAUUUAAAGUAAAUAUGUUGAUUUUUUGUUACUCCAACAGAUAUUAAAGAAAAGAAAAAGCUUGAAGGAGCUUAACAUGUUUUGUGAACAUGGUGCAUUGCCUCAAAAUAUGAAUCUUUAUGAUCUUUUGUAAAUAAUUGAUUUUUUUCUCUUCAUUUUGUUUUUACUUUAAACUUUUCGUUGUUUAAAUAUUUUUUUAUGUCUCGAAACGAAGGCUUAUAAGAAUAACAAUGUGUGACUGUUUGUGGUCGAGUAAGUGGGCAAUGAUAGGCAUUAUGUGUAGGUUGACUUUUAGUUGCAACAUAAGUGAUUUACAGAACGUAAUCAUUUAAUAAUCAUUGAAAAAAUAAAUCAUGGACAUUUGCCAUAUUCCUCUGGCACCUGUUACUAUUGUAUGUAAUAAAUUGUUGGCAUUUGCCAUAUUUUUGCACUACCUGUUACUGUUGAAUGUAAUAAAUUGUUGGCGUUUGCCAUAUUCCUCUGGCACCUGUUGAAUGUAAUAAAUUGUUGGCAUUUGCCAUAUUUUUGCACUACCUGUUACUGUUGUAUGUAAUAAAUUGUUGGCAUUUGCCAUAUUCCUCUGGCUCCUGUUACUGUUGUAUGUAAUAAAUUGUUGGCGUUUGCCAUAUUCCUCUGGCUCCUGUUACUGUUGUAUGUAAUAAAUUGUUGGCAUUUGCCAUAUUCCUCUGGCUCCUGUUACUGUUGUAUGUAAUAAAUUGUUGGCAUUUGCCAUAUUCCUCUGGCACCUGUUGUAUGUAAUAAAUUGUUGGCAUUUGCCAUAUUCCUCUGGCACCUGUUAGUGUUGUAUCUAAUAAAUUUACGGCAUUUGCCAUAUUUUUGCAGUUCUUGCACCGUGUUAGUGUACCAUAGUUUGGGUUUUUUUAUUUUAAUUUUUUAACUCUUUUUCUGUUUGUGUUCUUUUUCGAUACUUUAUCUUGUUUGUUUAUAAUUUUUAAUUCGUUGAUAAAAUAUUUGCUAAAUAUUUUUGACUUCCAUAUUUUUUGAUAAAUCAGUUGAUAAACAGCCUUAACAAAUAAGUGUGUCUCAUAAUUUAACACAUAGAUCUGUAAAGUGAAGUUCAAUAUUUCAAUACUCUACCUAAUUUCUUUUUUUGUCAUUUUGAAUUGUUACUAUUUUCAUGAAAGAUUUAAAGGCCGAUUGCAGCCUUGCAAAGAAGUAAAGGAAGUUGAAUGUUUAAAUGGGCCCCAUAUUGCUCUAUUUACCACUAGUAUCUUGGUUUUUAUGUCAUUGCCAGGUUUGUAUGUAGUUUCGUUGCGCUCUGAAGUAGAGUUUGGACGGCUGAUAAAUUUUGUAAUGAGAUACUUUUUACUCAAAUUUUUUUAAUGGGGCAGCGGAAAAAAGAGGGGGCUGCCGUAACUUAUAUAACAGCCCAAACUUUAAAUUGUUGUUAAUAAAUGUAUAUCGUGAAUGAUUUGCCCAGUAAGCUUAUAGAGAUAACGGCUCAUGAAUCAGUUCCUCCUGUAAUUACUCGAGUAUUUACAGCAUCUGAAACAAUUAAAAAUCUAUAUAUAUAUACAUACUUUGUACAAUUUGUUACAACUUAUAUGAUACCGGUACUCCUUAUAUUCUUAAAUGUACACAUGUAUAUACCACUGUUGACUUCAUGUAUGUUAAAGUCAAAGACAAACUAAUUUGUCAAGUAUAGAUUUCUUUUUUUGUCCUCUAUAAUUCUUGAAGGAAUGCUCAAUAUUUUUGGCCUCCAUAUAUUUUUAAAAGAGCCCUUUUAAAUGAUGUCACAUUGAUGUUACUAUUCCUGUAUAUACUGGCAUUUAAUCGACCAUACAUGUUUAAUUGCUUAGUUUAAUUGCUACACAUCAAACACAGCUUGCUAAAAAUCAGUUAAUAAACAUCCUUAACAAAUAAGUGUGUCUCACAAUAUACACAUCUGGAAAGUGAAGUUCAAUAUUUCAAUACUAUACCUAAUUUCCUUUUUGUCUUUUUGAAAUUUUACUAUUUUUCAUGAAAUAUUUAAAGGUUGAUAGUUUUUUUAGACAGAAUUGCAAAGAAGUAAAGGAAGUUGGAUGUUUAAAUGGGCCCCAUAUUGCUCUAUUUACCACCAGUAUCUUGGUUUUUAUGUCAUUGCCAAGUUUGUAGGUAGUUUUGUUGCGGUCUGAAGCAGAGUUUGGGUGGCUGAUGAAUAUUGUUAGUUGUUCUGAAUAGUCUGUUUGGGGUCUUGUGCAGAUUUUGAUGGGGUAAAAUAUGUUAUAUUGUUUCUUAAACUUGUCUUUGCACAUACUUUGUAAGAAUCUUCUAAGGGUUAUUCAAUGACAAUAUAACCUAAAAUACAAUUGUUGCUGAGGCCAAUGUAAAUUAAUUGCUAGAUUUUCAUCCAAAAAUAGUUUUAAAUGGGGGGAAUGAUAUAUAUAUUUUUUGUUUUCUUAAAUGACUGUUGACUAUGUGGUCAUUCUCUUUCUUACUGCAUAAGGGACUAUAUAGAUAUGUUUUAGACAAACCAUGAACACGAUUUGAACACAUUGACACCAUAGGUAUGAUUGAAACCUGUUCAUGAACAGAACUGGACCGAUACACAGAUAUAGACCCUAGUUUAACAUUUUUAUUUGAGUCAAUAAAAUUUAAGGGUCAGUGGAAAAAAGAAGGGGGCCAGCGGGGAUGAAUAUCUAGCAAUUAGUUUAUAGUUGCCUUAGAGUUAUACUAAAGUGUUCAGUGUGUCUGCCAAUACAUAAUUAUUAAAUUCUAUGAAAAAAUAAUGCAUAACAUAAUGUCAUGAUUUUUUUCAAAAAAAAAAUUGACAUCUGUGAAUUUACUGGUUUAUGUGGAAAUGUGAAAAAACCUUGUUGUUGUGUUUUGGGUUAAUGCCAGAAAGCACCAAGGUAAUUUCUUUCGUACACUUCUGUUGAUGGGUUCCUUGAAUGGUCUGACUCCACACAUGACAUUUGUUGGUCUUGAAUGUACAGUUGUACAUAUUUUUGUAAGCAAACAUUUCAAGUAGAACAGAACAUAAUUUUUUUUAUAUUGUUUCUUCUUUCUACAAAUGUAUUAAGAGUUAUUCCAGCAAAUUCGUAAAUAAACAAAGUCCUCAAAAGCCAUGUGGCUUUGUCAUGUCCUUUUUGAAGCCAGAUUGUUUCUGCUUUACAUUUGUUUAGUUGAUUUAGUAUGCCAUAGACUCAUUUAUAUAAAUAUAUGCAUGUUCCCUGAUUUGAAUUCAUAUCAAAAUAUACAUGUACUCAUACAUGAAGAUUUAAAAAAAGAGUUCUACACCUGGACAGGUAACUCCUGAGUCAUGAUACAUAUAACUUGUAUAGCAGCCCAAACUAUAAAUUGUUGUUAAUAAACGUAAAUCAUAAAUGAUUUGCCCAGUAAGCUAAUAGAGCUGUCUGAUUAUCAUAUCCUCUUGUAAAUACUUGAGUAUUUACAGUAUCUGAAACAAUCAAAAUUUUAUAUAUAUACAUACUUUGUACACUAUGUUACGUUACUUACAUUAUUCUUGUUACAUUCUUAAAUGUAUACAUGUUUUGUUUAUAUCCACUGCAACGUAUUAUUGUUUGUGGGAUUUAGAACUGUGUGUUCAAGUAUGGCAGCAAUUAUGUUUAUAAUAAUUAUGUAAACUGGUGUGUAUCAUGUAUCAUAGCCAUAGGUCUGUUUUUUUAUGAUGUCUAAGCUCUAGUGAGUCGGUUAGUGUCACAGAAAGUAUGUCUAAAGAUGCAGCUUUACAAAGCAGAAUGUUCCCAAAUUUAUUGGGGCAAUCGUUAAUAGGUUAUUGACCAUUCAGAAAUUUAAAGCAGGUUUAUUGAUCAGAUGUUUUGUUGUGUUAUGGGCUCCAAUUGAAAGAGAAAAUGUUUCCUUUUCAUGUGCAUUCAUGGCUGAUAUGUCAAUAAGUUGUUUAAUAGUGGUGAAAGUUUCUUAUAAGAAAGGUCACACAUAACAUACAUUUAAAUUGUUUUUAACAGUUUGAAAGCUUGCCAGUCUUUCAAAGAUUAAUCUUUAAUUAUCGUCAUAGCCAUGUUGUCGUAAAGGUUAUGUCAUGCAAGACUUAAAUCUUGACCUUGACAUGAAACUUUGUGCAUGUGUGAUGUUUGGAAUAUGGGAGAAUGUAGCAAGUCCCCUUAUUGGCAGAAAUGAUAAAUUUCCUCUUUUCAGCUGAUUUCCUCAUAUUUGGUCACAAAACAUUGAAUUUAAAGUUCUUGCAUUUAAUGUGAUCAGUGUACAAACAGUAAUUUCUUACAAAGGGAUAGGGUUAUUCCUUUGUUAUUUUACUGGUUUCCUCUCUUAACAAUUUAAUUUUGUGUCGGCACCCCUGCCCAGGUUACAAUAUAUCUCGAGUUAUGCCCUUGACAUGGACGAGCGUUAGUAUCCCCUUGUUGUGCUUUUGUUUCCAUCAGUACUGGUACUCGGCUCUUCCCUCAGUAACGGUACUCGGCUCUUCCCUCAGUAACGGUACUCGGCUCUUCCCUCAGUACUGAUACUCUGCUCUUCCCUCAGUACCAGUACUUUGCUCUUCCCUCAGUACCGGUACACGGCUCUUCCCACAGUACCGGUCUCUCCAUUGUAAGUACAUGUAGUUCUUUCUCUUCAGUCUUGUACAUGAACAUGUUCCAGUAUGAUCAAAAUGUAUAUUUUAUGUCACUGCCACCAUUGUGUUCUUAUUGAUAACCAAAAUUCCUCACGGCAAUGUUUUAAGAAAAAAACAUGUACAAAAUAUACAUUGAAUUAGAUUUAGCAGCAAUUUUGCAAAAUGUACCAUAUUGUUUA
This is a messenger RNA of Mya arenaria, 7410 nucleotides long. RefSeq lists its product as uncharacterized. Gene Ontology annotation, molecular function: RNA binding. The record is from RefSeq and is a predicted model, not a curated record. The coding region runs from base 259 to 2094 and encodes 611 amino acids. Lineage: Eukaryota; Metazoa; Mollusca; Bivalvia; Myida; Myidae. The transcript has 8 exons.